Vespula pensylvanica (western yellowjacket) is the source of this 4030-nucleotide messenger RNA. Its product is annotated as TWiK family of potassium channels protein 7. Lineage: Eukaryota; Metazoa; Arthropoda; Insecta; Hymenoptera; Vespidae. Gene Ontology annotation, molecular function: potassium ion leak channel activity. Gene Ontology annotation, cellular component: membrane. Gene Ontology annotation, biological process: stabilization of membrane potential; potassium ion transmembrane transport. The coding region runs from base 1051 to 2250 and encodes 399 amino acids. The transcript is spliced from 11 exons. The record is from RefSeq and is a predicted model, not a curated record.
CCUUGAUAUUAUUUUUUAUAUUUGAACUAAAAGCUAACGGGUGUGCGCUAAGUCAAUACGUACUCUAGCGACUAGAGGCCGCUGAAUCCAAGCUAGAAGUCGAUUAUUUUUAGCGCCAUGCUAUUUUCAUUAGUACGUCGGGUGGCACCUCUCGAAAGCAGUGCACGCGAGUAUCGUGUCGAAACGUUUAUUAUAAUUGCUUUUAUUCGACGAUUAUAAACGUUAACGUAUCGAAGGAUAUAUAAAUUUCAACGAGAGAAACCCAGAUCUAAAUAAUUUCACGAUAAUAGAUCGUCAACGUCAAGCUGCCAAGCAACUUGCUUCUCUGAGAAUACACGCUUUUUGAAUUCUCGGCAAAUCAUAACAACAACAAAGUCGAUAGCAAACGACCACUGAGAUAUAAUUCAGAAAAGCAGAAAAGGGAGAACGACGAUACGGACAUUUUCUAUUAAAUCCGACAUUGCAAUUUGCCGGUCGUGCGGAUCAGUGAACGUAAAUGAUAGCAUGGACUAUUCGUAUGGAAUCCUUGAUAAGGAAGAUCUAUAUAAAACGGUUACAUAUAUAACGUCAGGAUAAAUGAUAUUUUUCAAGGAUAAGUACAAUUAAAAAAAGACCCCUAUAAAAAAGAAAGAAAGAAAAAGAGAAAAGAAACUGAGAAAAAAUGGAAAACAUAUAUGUAAUUUAUCAUAUGAAAAUGUCAACCAAUGGCAUCUUUCCAAUACUAAUUUUACUAUCGGUAAAAAUAAGCUCGUUUAAAUCCGUUUAAUUAGUCUCAUUCGUUACUGUUUCCAAACCAGGUAAAAAUCAAAUUCGAGAUAAAUGAUCGAUGAAAUCGAAGCUAGCUAAGACAAAAACAUAAGAAAAAGAAAAAAGAAAAGAUAAAAUUAAAUCAUCGGGAAAACUAUAUCCAUAAUAAUUACAAUAUAUUCCAAUAACACGAAAGAAUCACGUUCGAAGAUAUCACGGUUAGUUAAGAAAAAAAAAAAUCAGAGAGAAAGAGAGAAAGAAAGAAAAAUUAAAUCACUGAGGUCACAAUUUCGAUAAAGAAUCAUGGAAACGAACAAAUCGUUGCAUAGACCGUCAUCAACGAAUGGACAGUGGCAACGUGGAAGUUAUCGUUAUCAAUGUGAAAGAAGGAAACGGCGACGACGGAAGCCUUGGAGCGAAAAGAUAUGUGACUGGACCAGGACACUGAUAGCCUUCCUCUUCAGUAACGUUGGAGUAGUAUGCCUCGUCGUAGGUUAUACUAUAGUCGGUGCUUUCCUGUUCACUUAUAUCGAGGCCAAAGACAGCUUGGACAUAUCCGGUGACGUCGUCAAGCAAAGAAACAUCACGGCUGCUAAGCUUUGGGACUUGACUUCAAAGGAGAACAUAUUCUCCGAGAGAUUAUGGAAAAAAGAAGUUAGGAAUAUAUUAGAGAGGUAUCAACAAAAAAUGGUUAAAAAUAUAAGAGACGGUUAUGAGGUUGUUACCGAAGAACACAAAAAGUGGACUUUUGCGGGUGCAUUUCUUUACUCUCUUACUGUCAUUACGACCAUCGGCUAUGGGAAUAUUUGUCCUAAGACGAAAUGGGGUAAAUUAUGUACGAUAAUAUAUGCCAUAAUCGGUAUGCCAUUGUUCCUACUUUAUUUAAGCCAGAUAGGAGAUAUUUUUGCGAGAAGUUUCAAGUGGAUCUACGCACGAUGUUGCCUUUGCAAAUGUCAUAAAAAACCACGUGAUCCGAUUAAUUUGGAAGUAUUAAAAUUACGUACAGAAACGAAAGUGCAAAGAAAUCAAUGGCAGCACGUAGGAGAGACAAAGACUUCUAAUGUUUAUGAAGACAUCAACGUAAUAGAAAUGAAUAAUAUCAAUGGAAAAGCAAGUAUGAACAAUAAGGUCAACGAUGGUAACAGUAGCUGCGAUUACGAUCCACAACAAGUAACUGUACCAUUAACACUUUGUCUUGGUAUUAUGGUGGGGUACGUUAUAGCAGGUGCUUUGCUAUUUUCAAAAUGGGAAGACUGGAACAUGUUAGAUGGGUCUUAUUUUUGUUUCGUUUCAUUGUCAACAAUUGGAUUUGGUGAUAUAGUACCAGGUGAUAGAAUUUACUCGGGACAAGGACUCGAAUUAUCUUUCAUCUUUUGUUUCAUGUAUCUCAUGCUUGGUAUGGCACUCAUCGCUAUGUGUUUCAAUCUGAUGCAAGAGGAAGUAAUUGCUAAAGUUCAUAGUUUGGCACGUAUGAUCAAGUACAUCUUCAGAUGCGACAGGUGAUGAUAUUAAGAUGAUUAAAAACGUUCGAUAACUAUACUUGAGUUUAAUCAACCUAAAAGGAAAACUAAAAGGAUUCAAAAAAAAGAAAUGAAAAAAACUACUCACUUCUCAUUCGUUUGGACUAAUCUUAUCAAUUUCAAGGAAUAUAUAUAUAUAUAUAAAAAACGCAUCUUAGGAUCCACGAGAUUGAAUUACAAUUCGUAUUACAAUUCGUGAUAUUCGAAGACACUCCUACGUCAAUCGUAGAAAAAAAAAAAGAAAAUACGAGCAAGAUUACGUGUACAGGAAGAACUUUGAAGCUUCUCUCGCUCGUGAGAGAGGAGAGGAAAGCAUUCUUCUAAUUUAUGCUUUCCCUGGGGGAUGACUGACAACAAGUGGUUGCCGUCGCUUACGGAGGAAAUUAAUAGACGAUUGGGCAAUCAAUUUCUGUUUAACUUUCGAAAAGCAAUGGUAAAAUGUAAUAUUCGAGUGAAAUACUAGAGGAUUUCAUCUUUGACAGGAAAUUAAUCUUGACAGAAUCUAAAUGGUCGAAUAACUAAACGACGUCGAUAGUAGUAGAGAAGACGAAAACCCUUGGGAAAGAAGAAGAAAGGAGAGAAGAGAAGAAGGGUGUGAUAGUGACUGUGAUAGUAGUUGUAAUAGUAGUAGUAGUAGUAACCGAAAUAAGACGCCUCGUCUUAAAACGACGAUCUCCGUAAACUCCCGAGAGAAAAAUUCCCGUUUGGUAUCGAGGAUUCGAUAAUGGGAAUUAACGAGGAAGACAUUGCACUCGUGCCGAUCAUUUGAAUAUUCUUAAACGGCAACUUUAACGGAUCUAAUGAGUGACUCUGGAUGUGUGCUGCGAAGGAAUUCCUUUAAGAUUUAAUGUUUCGACGGCGACCAUUGUCGACAUAGUCGGAAGAAAGUGAACAACAUUCGAAGAUGGGCCUUGAGUUUGCUGUCUAACAGAAAAACAAAAUAAAUUGCCUAUAUAUACAUAUAUAUAUAUAUAUAUACACACAUAUAUAUACACAUAAUGAUUUAUCUAUAUCGACUAACGAAUCAUUAUUAUUACAACGUAGAGAAAAUUGCCUAACUUAUAUACAUAGAUACAGAAAUACACAAAAUAUAUGUCAUCGAAUGACAUUUUCAAUGAACUUACAUGUACUACCUCGUGUAUGCCUAAUCAGAAGAUUUUUCAUCACGCGUGUGUGACAGUGAUAUAUUACAACAUAGACAAAAGGAAUGUUUAAUUAACGAACAGCUAAGAAUCGAUAUAUAUCAUCAAUUUUUUCUAUCUAUCUAUCUAUCUAUCUCUCUCUCUCUCUCUCUCUUUUUCUCUUUUCUACAAUCAAAUUCCCGAGCAAAAAGUAAAGAAACUGUUCGUAAAUUAAUACGUCGAGAAGAAAAUGGAACGGAGGGUGACUAUUAUUUUCAAAUGCAUCGCCCAGAAAACGUCGAUAAAGACGAAAUAGCCGUCGAGAAGCCAAGGAUGUCACGUGAAUCCCUCCACGGAAGAUAGGACACGUUUCAUAAAGUUUCAUGCUCGCUACGAGCAAGAGGAAAAAGUUUCUUCCACUUCGGUGAGCCGAUAUGCUCGACGACACGGCCGUAGGAAGUCGAAAACCGAUACGAUAGAGAAGGGAAAGCGAUCUCUGAUAAGGUCGGGCAUCUCACCAGAUGGAUGAGGACGGCGAUACCAAAGGAACGGUAGAACAACGAUAGGACGUUACCGCUUGCGGCUGCAGCUGCGGCGUCGAUCGCUGCAUCUGCAGCUGCGGCGGCAGCGGCAGCGACGGCG